Molecule: messenger RNA, 2682 nt
Organism: Rhipicephalus sanguineus (brown dog tick)
Lineage: Eukaryota; Metazoa; Arthropoda; Arachnida; Ixodida; Ixodidae
Product: lysosomal alpha-mannosidase
Exons: 19
Coding region: 80-2578 (832 amino acids)
Biological process (GO): mannose metabolic process
Cellular component (GO): lysosome
Molecular function (GO): alpha-mannosidase activity; carbohydrate binding
Source: RefSeq, a predicted model, not a curated record
AGGACGCCUACAGUUCGUGGGAGGCGGCUGGACGCAAAACGACGAGGCGGUGACCCACUACACUGCAAUAAUCGACCAAAUGACGCUGGGUCUUCGAUUCCUCAACUCGACGUUCGGACCCCAGUGCGGCGUGCCCAGCGUUGCCUGGCAGGCUGACCCGUUCGGACACUCCGUCAGCCAGGCUGCUCUCUUCACCCGAAUGGGUUUCAGCAGCGUCAUGCUGGGCCGGAUAUCGUUCGACACCAAGAACGACUGGCAGCAAAAUCGCAGCAUGGAGUUCGUCUGGGAAACCGACAGCCGCGAACAGGGGGAGUCUAGUCGCUUAGUAUCCGUGCCUGACGCAGGUGGUGACGGUGGACACAUUCUGGCAUGGGUGCCUGAGAACACGUACACGACGCCGCAGGCGAUAUGCUUCGGCUGGAAUGACUGCCUGCACCUCGGAGCGGACGUAUACACGAACGACACGGUGGCGAUGAUGUCGGGCUGUGACCUGUGCUUCGCCGACGCCAACGAGAGGUUCCCGAGGCAGGACGCCGUCUUGGCAAAGGCCAACCGGAUAUCCACCACCCAGCGGAUGCGGCCACCAGUGCACGUGGUGCACUCGACGCCUGCCUGCUACGUGGAGGCCUUGCAUUCUGCACCUCGGAGUUGGCCUCGCUUUGCUGGGGACUUGAUGCCUUACACCGACCGGCCUGGACGCACAUGGACGGGCUUCUACUCGACCAGACCCAAUUUGAAGAUGAUGGUGCGGUACGCUAACGGGUUUCUCCAGGCAACCAAGCAGUUGUCACUUCACGGGGGAGAAGACGCUACAGCUCGAGUCACUCAACUGGGCGAGGCGGUGGCCACACUACAACACCACGAUGGCAUCACGGGCACAAGCACGGACGAUGUGGCCCACGACUACGCCCUCAUUCUCUACAAAGGCAUCAAGGAAUGUGAGUUGGUGAUUGCCAGCGGCCUGGCCUCCAUGAUGGACCCUGGUGACCCCUCAUCGAUGGGUGUGGCAAAGCAGAUGGGCUUCUGUCACCUGCUCAACCAAAGCUGCUGCUCCUUCACUGAAAACAAACAACAGGUGUUCGCACUGUCAUGCCACUCCGAAGCAUGCUUUCGGAGAUUCGAUGGCUUUUCCGUGCUGGUGUACAACCCAGCAAGCGUCCCAGUCUCGUCCCACGUACGGCUUCCGAUUGGUGGUACCGACGGACAGACCAUAAGCGUCGUGGGACCUGCAGGAGACAAGGUCGAGUCGCAGGUAUUUCCGUUGGCUCCACACCGCUUUGCCCCACCGGAAGUCCUAGGCAAUGCUACGUCAUCGUUGGUGUUUCAAGUGACGGUGGAGCCACUGGGCGCCAGCCUGUACCACGUUAAGCGCGAACCACCUGCUUACCAAGUGCUCACAGACUUCCUAGAACUCGAUGAGCCAGCCAGCUUCAUAGAGAACGAGCGAUUCCGCGUCGCUGUGAACCCGGAGACUGGCCUGGUAUCGAGCGUGGUGCUGCUGAGGCGUGAGACGACGGUCCAGCUUCGACAGACGUUCGGCGCCUACAUGUUCGAGGUCAAGGCGCCGGGAAACAUGAGUCCGCCGGGUCACUACACGUUCAGCGCCUACCGCGAAGCGGAGGACUUGGGGAACCAGGUCACCUACCGGAUCGUCAAGGGCCCCGUGGUGCAAGAGAUCCACCAAAUAUUCAACGGUUUUAUCUCACAAGUCAUUGCGCUUCACAAGGACAGCCCGUACAUCGAGUUCACCUGGACUGUGGGGCCGCUUACGCAUCUGUUGAAGCCUUCCAUUGUGCAAAUCAGUACGGGCUGUGACGUGGUUAGCCGGUUCGACACUGACCUCGGCAGCGAAGGAUUUCACACGGACGGCAAUGGCUGGAGGAACAUGCAAAGAACAGUAACAUUUCCGAAGGACAAGUUGCCGAUUCCUGCCAACUACUAUCCGGUCACAUCUUGGAUUUACAUCGAGGACGAAGCCAGAGACCUGCAGAUGCUCGUGAUUCCCGACCGACCUCAGGGAGGGACCAGUCUGCGGAAGGGACAUCUGGAGCUCAUGGUACAUCGGCGACACGCGACCAACGACGAACUUGGGAAUCCCGAGUUCCUGCUCGAAAGCGGCGACGACGACCAGGCCUUGGUGGCGAGGGGAACUCACCGGCUUUUUAUCGGUUCACGGGCCGAUGUUGCCAGCAUCAUGCGACUGCAGGCGCUGCAACUCGUCUAUCGACCGCUGCUAGUCUUCGCUCCGGCCGGAUGGAGACCAAGGCAGGAAAAAUUUUCUGCGCUGCGACGGCCACUGCCAAGCACGGUACACGUACUGACUCUGGAAAUGCUCUCAUCGCACGAAGUACUUCUCCGUCUCGAGAACCUGGCUACCAACGAUACCACCGUGAAGAUCAGCAUCACACGUAUGCUGGCGGGUCACCGGCUGGAGAACGUCCGGCCAGUGACGCUAGGAGCCAAUCGCUUCCUCCCGGGUCCCAAGCGCCAUCGCUGGUGUACGGAAGAUGUUCGCAACAAGAAGGCGGGAAGUCACUCCAUUCCAUCGACGACGUGCCAGUGCCAGCUCCCGAAAUAAGCACAGAAUCGAGCACGAGUGAUACGUACGUUAAUUUGCGACCGGGACAAAUCGCCGCCUUCUUGGCGAAGCUGGUGGCCGAGUGAACACGUCAACGUUAACCA